GUCGUGAAACUACUGCGAACUAUCUCCUUUAUGCGUCCGCGCACACGUCCUGCUCUAUCACUGACCAGAGAUUAUUUCUGACGAUACUUCGAAAGCUUGGAUUUAUGGCUGGAAAAUGAAACGACGCUGGAGUGUGGCCACAUCAUUAUUUUGUGUCGCGUGGUAGCAGAUGGGCAGUCAGUGAAUGGCGCAGGGAUGUGACGGACAGUUUUAUAAUGUGAUUUUUCCCCCCAUAAAGCUAAAGCAGACUUCAUUUCCCUCUAUUUUCUUUUGGUCUAUAGUACUUGCAUUUUCCCCCCUCUCUGCAAUAUCAAUUAACUCAACUUCGCAGUGGAGUGGCCAAAAAGGAAGAGGAUGAAUCGGCCUCUAUAAUCUUGGUUCGAGUCAGAGGAGUUACAGCGACCAGGGUACUGCGGCUGCGACCCGCCGCGUCCUGUGCAGAUUGCAGGGCUGAUCUCGCGCAGGCGGUUAUGGAGCGGACGGUGCCCUGGACCCGCCGAGGAUAGAGACCCUGGCGGCAGGAGGGCUCCGCUGAUCUCGCGCCAGACUUGGAGGCCGCGGCUGCCUCUCACCCGCAGCAUUUUACUACCAUUAUCAUUGUUCUUGAAAAGUCAUGGAAGACGGGACACUGCCAGAUCUCAGAGACAUCGAGCUGAAGCUGGGGCGCAAAGUACCGGAGAGCCUAGUGCGCUCGCUCCUUGGGGAGGAGCUGGUUCCCCUGGAAAGGGACAGGGACCCCUGCGGGGGGAGCAGCGGAGGUGGCGGUGCCUGCAGUAGCAGCAGCAGCAGCAGCAGCAGCAGCAGCAGCUGCAGCUUACCUCCCUCCUUAUCGUCCUCCUCUUCCUCCUCCCCAACCUCUGGCUCCCCAGGAAGACGUAGCCACUCUAGCACCCUGGAGAGGCUGGAAACCAAGCUUCACCUCCUCAGGCAAGAGAUGGUCAAUCUGCGCGCCACAGACGCCAGGCUCAUGCGCCAGUUGCUCGUGAUCAAUGAGAACAUCGAGUCCAUCAAGUGGAUGAUGGAGGAGAAAGGCGCCAGCACCAGCCGAGGCAGCAGUCUCAGCGGCAGUCUGUGCAGCUUGCUGGAGAGUCAGAGCACCUCCUUCCAUGGCAGCUACAACAGCCUACAUGAUGGCAGUGAUGGGCUGGAUGGGAUCUCCGUGGGCAGCUAUCUGGACACUUUGGCAGAUGAUGUCCCAGGCCAUCAGACCCCGUCGGACUUGGACCAGUUCAGUGACGGCUCCAUCAUCGAGGACUCCCAAGCACUGCACAAGCAUCCCACAUUGGAUUCUGAAUACUACUGCUUUGGCUAAUGACCCAGGUUUUUUGCAUGGGAUUGGUGUGCAAUUAACUUGUAUUUAUCUUUCUUCUCUGCUGCUAUAUUUUU
Molossus molossus (Pallas's mastiff bat) is the source of this 1386-nucleotide messenger RNA. It is a transcript of the gene LURAP1L, whose product is annotated as leucine rich adaptor protein 1 like. The coding region runs from base 614 to 1312 and encodes 232 amino acids. The transcript is spliced from 2 exons. The record is from RefSeq and is a predicted model, not a curated record. Gene Ontology annotation, biological process: positive regulation of canonical NF-kappaB signal transduction. NCBI's taxonomy places the organism in Eukaryota, Metazoa, Chordata, Mammalia, Chiroptera, Molossidae.